AGUCGGGCUGCUUAUGUCAUCUGGCUGAGACCAGUUGGCUCCUGCUAUACAGCACCUCGGAGGAGGAGGGAGGUGGAGCUUCUGUGACCAAGAUCAUGCCUAAUAGCGAGAGGUUUUCUGGGCUGCAGGGACCGCUAGGCUUGGGAUGAAAGAAGCAGGGCAGAUGCAAGAUCUGGAGAGCGCGGGGGCCGGGCGGUCAGUCAGCACCCAGACUGACAGCAUGAUCGGUCAAAUACCAAGGCUUUCUAAAGUUAACCUUUUCACUCUGCUCAGUCUUUGGAUGGAGCUCUUCCCAGCAGUAGAAGCUCGAAGACAAAAAUCUCAGGUGAAGAAAACUGGUCUUGUGGUGGUGAAAAACAUGAAAAUUAUUGAUCUUCACUGUUCGAGUGAAGAUUUACAUGCUGGGAAAAUUGCUCUUAUAAAACAUGGGUCAAGGCUGAAAAACUGUGAUCUUUAUUUUUCUAGAAAACCAUGUUCUGCUUGUUUGAAAAUGAUUGUAAAUGCUGGAGUUAACCGAAUUUCAUAUUGGCCUGCUGAUCCAGAAAUAAGUUUGCUUUCUGAGGCUUGUAGUUCUGAAGAUGCAAAGUUAGAUGCCAAAGCAGUGGAAAGAUUGAAAUCGAACAGUAGGGCCCAUGUGUGUGUCUUGCUUCAGCCUUUGGUGUGUUAUAUGAUGCAGUUUGUAGAGGAAACCUCUUACAAAUGUGAUUUUAUUCAAAAAAUUGCAAAGGCAUUCCCAGAUGCUAACACUGACUUUUAUUCUGAAUGUAGACAAGAAAGAGUAAAAGAAUAUGAAAUGUUAUUUUUGAUUUCAAAUGAAGAACUACAUAAGCAGAUACUGAUGACUAUAGGUUUGGAAAACCUAUGUGAAAAUCCAUACUUUAGCAAUCUAAGGCAAAACAUGAAAGACCUUAUCCUGCUUUUGGCUACAGUAGCUUCCAGUGUGCCUAACUUUAAACACUAUGGAUUUUAUUGUGACAAUCCUAAACAGAUUAAUGAAAUUCACAAUCAAUGUUUGCCACAAGAAAUUGCAAGACACUGCAUGGUUCAGGCCAGGUUAUUGGCAUAUCGAACUGAGGAUCAUAAAAUAGGAGUUGGAGCAGUAAUUUGGGCAGAAAGAAAAUCUGAAAAUUGUGAUGGGACAGGUAUGAUGUACUUCAUAGGAUGUGGUUAUAAUGCUUUUCCUGUUGGAUCUGAGUAUGCUGACUUCCCCAAUAUGGAUGACAAACAGAAAGACAGAGAAAUAAGGAAAUUUAGAUACAUUGUCCAUGCGGAACAGAAUGCCUUGACAUUUAGGUGUCAAGAAAUAAAACCAGAAGAAAAAAGUAUGAUUUUUGUGACAAAAUGCCCAUGUGAUGAGUGUGUACCUUUAAUUAAAGGUGCAGGCAUAAAACAAAUCUAUACAGGGGAUAUAGAUGUUGGAAAAAAGAAGGCAGACAUCUCUUACAUGCGAUUUGGAGAACUUCAGGGUAUUAGCAAAUUUACAUGGCAACUGAAUCCAUCAGGAAGUUGUGUUCUUGAACAAAACGAGCCUGAAAGCAAAGAGAAAUCAAACCUGCAAUCUUGGCAUAUGGACAGUGCUCUACCAAAUGAGCUAAACAUCCAGGACCACAAAGAUGGUGUGAUGAGACCCAUCCCUCUGAAUGAAGAGCUGCACCAGAACAAGAAGCUUUGUCUUGGAAACCACUAAGAAGUCCCAUCUAAAUCGGAGAGAAGACUUAAAGAAUUUUUAUUACACUUUUAAAAGUCAGCCUUGUUAACUCAGAAAAUAAGGGUGGAUUUUGUAAAUAGUUGAAAUUUUAAGAAAGCUAAUUUAUUACUAGUAUAUGAAUGAUGUUAAUGAGAAUAUUUUUAUUUGCGAUAUAUUUGUUUUUCAAAAUAUAAAACUAUGCUCUUUUAUUAUACUAAAUGGGGUAGUGGUGAUUUAAUGAGACCAAUAUAAUUGCCCAGAGGGGUUGAUUUUUCCCUCUGUUUGCUUUAUAUUAGGAGGUCACAUCUCAGCAGAGAAAUGCACAUAUUUUAAGAAAUAUUAAUUCCUUUGGAUUAUGACAGGGACAGUUAGUAAACUGCUCUAGGAAUGUAAAUAACAACUUUGCCAUUUUUAAGAAUCAAUGUAUAGAUCACCAAAAAUUCACAGUUAUACUCAAAGCUUUCUAAUAACCAGAACUGAUUUAAGAUUGAAUCAUAAAAAUGAAGUUGGUGGAACUAGUCUGCAUUAUUAAAAGUAUAUUUUAAAAGGUUAUUUUUAUUAAGCUGAUAUGUGGAAAUCAUAAUGAUUUGUUU
Molecule: messenger RNA, 2280 nt
Organism: Phyllostomus discolor (pale spear-nosed bat)
Lineage: Eukaryota; Metazoa; Chordata; Mammalia; Chiroptera; Phyllostomidae
Gene: CDADC1
Product: cytidine and dCMP deaminase domain containing 1
Exons: 10
Coding region: 146-1687 (513 amino acids)
Biological process (GO): dUMP biosynthetic process; dTMP biosynthetic process
Cellular component (GO): cytoplasm
Molecular function (GO): dCMP deaminase activity; zinc ion binding
Source: RefSeq, a predicted model, not a curated record